AUGACAAAGCAUAUUGUUUUCGAUGUCGUUGGAACGUGCGUCUCUUACGAUGCCUUUGUUCAGGCAAUUGAGCAGCGCCUUGGACCCCAACUCCGGGCAGUCGGUAUCUCACCACGUCUCUUCAGUUUCUCAUGGCAAGAAGCUGCUGAACGGGAGUACACAUAUCUCUCUAUUUCAGGCGCGUAUCGAUCCUUCAUCAGUAGCGUGUUUCCUCAGCUCUUUCAACGCAUGCUCCAUAUGGCGGGUGUAGCUGACCCGUCAACCUUUGCUAGCGCCGACGACGUGGCAUACAUUGUAUCAGCCUACGCUAGUUUAGAGGUGCGACCCGGAUUAAAAAAAUGUUUCGAGCACCUGCGGGCAGCUGGCUUCACUGUGUGGGCCCUCACGAGUGGCGAUAUCGAGCGGGUCCGCGGCUACUUUAUUCACGGUGGCGUGGAAAUGCCCUUGGCGAACUUCAUUAGCUGCGAUAGUUUGAGCGUAGGAAAGCCGCACCCAGAAGUUUAUCGGCACGCCCUUGAGCAGCUCCAGAGUUCGGAGAAACCGUGGUUCGCGGCGGCGCACACGUGGGAUGUUAGUGCCGCCGGAAGGCAUGGAUUUCGGACUGCCUGGUGCUCAGUAUUCGAAAAAUUUCCCUGCGUAGACAUUUUCGGCGAAAUGGAGGUCAAUGCCGAUAGCUUACCAGAGCUAGCGGAGAAAGUAAUCGCUGCAUCGCAAGUAUAG
Molecule: messenger RNA, 720 nt
Organism: Blumeria graminis f. sp. triticale
Lineage: Eukaryota; Fungi; Ascomycota; Leotiomycetes; Helotiales; Erysiphaceae
Source: the annotation of a GenBank genome assembly